Sebastes umbrosus (honeycomb rockfish) is the source of this 1368-nucleotide messenger RNA. RefSeq lists its product as uncharacterized. The transcript has 3 exons. Gene Ontology annotation, biological process: cell surface receptor signaling pathway; immune response; positive regulation of T cell proliferation. The record is from RefSeq and is a predicted model, not a curated record. Lineage: Eukaryota; Metazoa; Chordata; Actinopteri; Perciformes; Sebastidae. Bases 697 to 1368 code for a protein of 223 amino acids. Gene Ontology annotation, cellular component: external side of plasma membrane.
UAGUGUCCUAGUGGUGUCCUAGCAGUGUCCUAGUGGUGUCCUCAUAGUGUUCUAGUGGUGUCCUCGUCCUUUAGUGUCGCUCCUCUAGUCUGUGUUGAGCGUAAAAUCAAAAGCUGACCAGAAACUUUGUUAACCAUCGAGGAGAAAUCUAGUUGGUGAGAUAGUUUUUCUCUGUAACCCCCUACUCUGACUACAGAAACAUACAUAUAACACACGAGAAAAAAAACCAAACAGCAAUCCCUCAUGGUUGUUCAGGUCGGCCACCAGGGUUAUUUUUAAUGUCAUUUUUUUGUGUGUUUUUUUUUUUAAACUUGCCUUGGUGCUUCAGUGAUCACAGUUGGCAACUUGUUCCACAUUGUGAUAGACCUAUAAAUAACAGAUCUGCACACUGCUUCUGUUCUGGGUUUCUGUUUGACUAGAUCACCCCUCCCUGGCAGUGUGACUGUGUCGAUCUCAAAGCAGAUCAUACUUCCUGUUCUUCCUCAGUUGUAAAAAUCGAAUCUACUAAAGUGGCUCCAUCUUGUGUCAGAAGUACAUUAGUGUUCCUGUCUUGGUGUCAGUCCACUGGUCAGUCAUGUGUAAUCAGUAGCACAGAGGAAGAAGUACUGUGAGGACUAAAGACAGACUGUAGAUUGUCUCUGUUCUACCUGUAAUAACUGAACUUGUAUCUGAUGUGUUUCUGUCUCCUCUCACAGGAUGAAGAUGAUCUGCAGCAUCCUGCUGCUCCUCAGUCUGACCUCCUGUGUCUCUGGAGCAUUUGUAGUGAAUGUGACACAGACCUCCUAUCAGGCAGAGGAGAACCACAACAUCACACUGGAGUGGAUGUUCACAGCCAGAACCCAAAGUUCCUCCAAAUCACUUUAUAUUUACUGUGAGAUGUUUGCUGAUCACAAGACCUCAGUCCUGUUUCAUCUCUAUGAAGGUGUUGAGGUCCCAGAGUCUCAGGAUGAACAGUUUACAGGACGAGUCAGGUGGGACAAAGACGUCCUCAGAGACGGACGAAUCAGACUUCACAUGUCCAGACUCAGGAUUGAUGACUCUGGUUGGUACCAGUGUGACAUGCUCACAGGUGAUGGUAGUGGCUCUAGGAUAUGUCGCCUCAAAGUCACAGCAGCUGCUGAUGAGCCCAAACCUCCGAGACCAACAAGGAGACCACAACCAGAGAGACCAACAAUGAGACUACAACUAGAGAGUCCGGAAUGCAUCUUCCGCUACUGUGGACUGAUAGGUCUACUUGUUCUCUGUGUUGUACUCUGCUAUAUCUUCACCGAAUCAGACGUACAGACGAGUCCAUGUGACCCAGGGGAGUUUAUACCUCUGAAGGAGAGAGGACAGAGAGAGGAGAUGAUAGUGGUAUCAUCAAUGUGA